AGGGAGUCCCCUCAGCAAGGGGUUCAUAAGGAGGGGUGCCCUGGCCCCAUCAUUUCUGUCUAGGGAGUAGCUCCCUUAGCAUCUAUGGAGAAGAGGUGUUUGUCACCUGGUCCUGGUGGUGCUGAGCCUCUGGCCAGAUAGAGCCGUUGCCCCUGGGCCGCCAUCUGGCUCCCCACGAGUCUCUCCAGAUCCUCGUGCAGAUCUGGACAGCGCUGUCCUCCUGACCCGAUCCCUCCUGGGAGACACUCGGCAACUAGCAGCGCAGAUGAGAGACAAAUUCCCAGCAGACGGAGACCACAAUCUGGACUCCCUACCUACCUUGGCCAUGAGCGCUGGGACGCUGGGAUCUUUGCAGCUUCCAGGGGUGCUGACAAGGCUUCGAGUAGAUUUGAUGUCCUACCUCCGGCAUGUACAGUGGCUGCGCCGGGCAGGUGGUCCUUCCCUAAAGACUCUGGAGCCAGAGCUGGGUGCCCUGCAAGCCAGGCUGGAGCGACUACUCCGUCGUCUACAGCUCUUGACGUCUCGCCUGGCUUUGCCCCAGGGAACCCCAGACCAACCCACAGUCCCCUUGGGCCCUCCUGCCUCUGCCUGGGGAAGCAUCCGGGCUGCUCACGCCAUCUUAGGCGGGCUGCACCUGACCUUGGACUGGGCUGUGCGGGGUCUGCUGCUGUUAAAGACUCGGCUGUGACGCAGGACUGAAAGCCACCACUGACAUCAUCUUUCAAAGCCACAUCUUAUUUAUUUAUUUAUUUUGGUACUGGGGGGCGGGGCGCAUGAUGAUCAGGGGCAUGCCACACCCCACACAACCUGACACCCAGCUAGAUACACUUCCUCCAGGAGACCUGGGUGGGGUGGGGUCACCUGUGUGGCUUAUUUAUACUUAUUUAUUUAAGGAAUUGGGGGUGGGUGGGGACAGGUGGAUCUGAGACCUCGAAGAACAGGGAACUGAGAUCCUGGAUUCUGGGGUCUCUAUGAAAUCUAUCCACAGUGUCUUCCUCGCUUCCUCCAUUAUUUAUUAAACAAUUACUUUUUAUGUUAA
Molecule: messenger RNA, 1039 nt
Organism: Peromyscus eremicus (cactus mouse)
Lineage: Eukaryota; Metazoa; Chordata; Mammalia; Rodentia; Cricetidae
Gene: Il11
Product: interleukin 11
Exons: 5
Coding region: 266-688 (140 amino acids)
Biological process (GO): positive regulation of cell population proliferation; positive regulation of MAPK cascade
Cellular component (GO): cytoplasm
Molecular function (GO): growth factor activity; cytokine activity
Source: RefSeq, a predicted model, not a curated record